Molecule: messenger RNA, 2169 nt
Organism: Helianthus annuus (common sunflower)
Lineage: Eukaryota; Viridiplantae; Streptophyta; Magnoliopsida; Asterales; Asteraceae
Exons: 18
Coding region: 226-2019 (597 amino acids)
Source: RefSeq, a predicted model, not a curated record
GGGACGAAAACUGAAACCGGGCAUAUUUCAUAAUUGGCUGGUGAUUGUUUGAUCGUUGAUUCAUUUCUGCAAGGUUUAUCCAAUCUUAAUUGAAUAUGUUCACUUUCAAAGGACUAGCUUGCUCUAACGUGGACUAUACUCGUUCGCAUCCUUACAUCCUUAACGAUCAAGUUACAAUCUUGAACAUAUUCUUCUGUAACUGAAAGCAUUCUUGAAUCCUGCACAAUGGUUGUGAUUCAAGUUCAACUUCAGCCACACCCAUCCAAAUUCAAUGGCUAUUCUAAACACCCUUUUGUUUACAAUAUCCAAAAACCAAAGAAACUGUAUUUGCAGCCCAAAGCAAUGUCUUCACGCACUCAGAGGAUAAUGGAGAGCAUUUCAGUAGGCGGGGAAGUCGGUGGUGCAGGCGGAGCGUACUCGUAUGAAGCUUUGAAGAGAUUGGAUAAUUUGUGGUCUAGCAUUUGUUCUGCUCAAACAGAAAUUGCAGUAGUUCAAGAACCUAGACAAGUUGUCACCAAUACCCCUGGUUUGUUUAGCCAAUCUGAUAUGGCAAACAAAGAAGUCGACAAAUUCGAUGUGUUGGUUUGCGGGGGUACUUUAGGGAUCUUUGUUGCCACCGCGUUAAGUUUGAAAGGCCUGCGAGUAGGAGUCGUGGAAAGGAACUUACUAAAAGGGAGAGAACAAGAGUGGAAUAUAUCGAGGAAAGAGCUCCUGGAACUUGUUGAAGUUGGUGUCUUAACGGAAGAUGACAUUGAGCAGGCCACAACUUCAGUGUUUAAUCCGAACAGAUGUGGGUUUGAGAGUAAAGGAGAGAUAUGGGUUUCAAACAUUCUUAACCUUGGUGUUUCGCCUGCAAAACUUAUAGAUAUUGUGAGGGAAAGAUUCACUUCACUUGGUGGAGUAAUCUUUGAAGGUUGCAGUGUGUCUAGCAUAAAUGUUUAUCAGGAUAUUGCGGUAUUGCAACUAAUGGAGGGGAAGAUUCUGUCAGCUUGUCUCAUAAUCGAUGCUAUGGGCAACUUUUCACCUGUGCUAAAACAGAUUAGAGGAAACAGAAAGCCUGAUGGAGUAUGCCUAGUGGUCGGUUCUUGUUGUCGUGGUUUCAAGGAAAAUUUUAAAAGCGAUGUGAUAUUUAGUAGUGCUGAGGUGAAGCCGGUUGGAAACUCAGAAGCGCAAUACUUUUGGGAGGCAUUCCCUGCUGGUUCUGGACCGUUGGAUCGGACUACUUAUAUGUUUACUUACGUUGAUCCACAACCUAAUAGCCCAAAAUUGGAAGAGUUGCUAGAAGAUUACUGGGAUCUGAUGCCUAAGUAUCAGGAAGUAUCUUUGGAUGAUUUAGAGAUUUUGAGAGUUAUUUAUGGCAUUUUCCCUACCUUUCGUGACAGUCCAUUGCCAGCGGCUUUCAAUCGCAUUCUACAGUUUGGUGAUGCUAGUGGCAUACAGUCUCCGGUUUCCUUUGGUGGCUUCGGUAGUUUGACCAGGCAUCUUGGACGAAUAUCAAAUGGAAUACAUGAAGCAAUCAGUGGAAAUCUCCUGGACGCUGAUAAUCUGUCAUUGUUAAAUCCAUACAUGCCAAAUUUAAGUGCUUCUUGGUUAUUCCAAAGAGCCAUGUCUGCAAGAAAACAGGCUGGCGUCCCACCAGAUUUCAUCAACGACCUUCUCUACGCCAAUUUCCAGAGCAUGCAGAGGCUAGGGGAUCCAGUGCUAAGACCAUUUCUUCAGGACGUCAUACAAUUUGGUCCUCUUGUGAAGACACUAGGCCUAGUUAUGUUAACAAAACCUCAAAUUCUUCCUUCUAUAUUUAAGCAGGUUGGGUUCCCAGUGUUGAUUGACUGGCUAGGACAUUUUUCACUGUUGGGUUCUUAUACAUUUCUUUCCAUAUAUAUUGACCCAUUAAUAAGGCCUCUGAUUGAUACUUUUUCGACCGAGGAGAAGUACAAAUGGAAAAGGCAACUUGAGGCGUGGAAAUAUGGAGCUGGUUUAGACUACAAGUUUAACCAUGAAGACAUAACCAAGAGAUAAGUGUAAAAAUGUGUAUUUAUAAACAAGAUUGACUAAAUUAUUUAUUCAUUUGACCUUUUUAUAACAAUGAUCAUAGAUUUAUUAUAAUAUAUAUACUGUCAUAAUACUAUGGUAUGGAUUUGUAAUAAAACUGUUUGGUUUAUAGUUGGA